Messenger RNA from Elaeis guineensis (African oil palm), 3258 nucleotides. The record is from RefSeq and is a predicted model, not a curated record. NCBI's taxonomy places the organism in Eukaryota, Viridiplantae, Streptophyta, Magnoliopsida, Arecales, Arecaceae.
ACUACGUGACGCUUGACCUUCCUGUUUCCCGCUCUGUCUCUCGAUCUUGCUAGUAGUUAUAGAAGCCGAGAAGUGCCUCUCGUCGCUUUGCCAAAAAUCCAGGUUUUUCGGUGAAUCAUGUCAAUUUUAGAAGAUGAAGAGGAGUUGGUGCCGCAGUUCAUCAGAAAAUAUCGCUUUGUGGAUGAAAACAAGACGCCGAUCUCGUUCUCGGUUCUGCCUUUCUGGUUGGAUGGAGCCGGGAGACCCAACACCAGCAGAGGUCGAGUUUUCUUGCGUGGCAUUGCCGACGGCCACCAGAUGGUCUCUAAGGAAGUGACUUCCUGGAAGCUUGGGCUCGAAGGGGGUAAGCCUGAGAUUUCAGUGCUUACGAAGGAAAGUGAGUGGAUAAGGCUUCUCAACCCGAGCAAGAGCUACUUGGAGACGGCGAGGACGAUAAUGAUCACUGUACAUUGGCUUCAAUUAAUAAGGAGGAAUCCGGAAGCAUCUGCAAACAGUGUUUGGGAACAUCUAUCCAAACCUUUUCGUUCGUUCGAGGUCAGACCUUCUGAGAAUGACCUCAGGGAUCACACCUCGUUGAUCAAGCUGGUUGCAGAGAGGGACGGGUUGUUAUCAAACUCUCAGUUGUUAGUGGUGGCUAUGAAGAAGCUGGGGAAGAGACUAAUUCCUGCUGUGGCUGUUCAGAACGAUCUAGAUGCAAAAAGCCAAUUUAUUGCUGAUGAUGUGGAAGUGGAAUCCGAUGAACAGAGAGCGUCAUUUGAUUCAGUUUGUGCCAUUUGUGACAAUGGUGGUGAAAUUUUGUGCUGUGAAGGCAAGUGCCUGAGGUCCUUUCAUGCCACUAGAGAUGCAGGCAUUGAUACAGAUUGUAGAUCCCUUGGCUACACCAGGGCUCAAGUAGAGGCCAUGCAGAUAUUUCUAUGCAAGAAUUGCCGGUAUAAGCAGCAUCAAUGCUUUGCCUGUGGCAAGUUGGGUUCCUCAGAUGAAAAAGCUGGUGCUAAGGUGUUUCGUUGUGUUUCUGCAACAUGUGGCCGCUUCUACCAUCCAAAAUGUGUUGCACGAUUACUUUUUCCUAAAAAUCAAGCAGAAUCAACUGAAUUUCAAAGAAAAGUUGCAAGUGGGGAGUCCUUUACAUGCCCUAUUCAUAAAUGCAUUGUUUGUAAACAAGCAGAAAAUAAAGAGGUUUUGGAGUUGCAGUUUGCACUGUGUAGACGCUGUCCGAAGUCAUACCAUAGAAAGUGUUUGCCGAGGAAAAUUUCUUUUGAAGGUUCAGAGGAAAAAGGUAUUAUGCUGAGGGCUUGGGAUGAUCUUCUCCCAAAUCGUAUCUUGAUUUACUGCCUGAAGCAUGAGAUUGAUAAAGAUCUUGGAACACCUAUACGAGACCAUAUCAUAUUUCCUGAAGUCAUCGAAAAGAGAAAAUCUGUGGAUGAAUCAACAAAAUUUAAGAUUUUGUUGAAGAAAAGGAAGCUCUCUGAUGACUUGCCUGAAAAGCUGCCUUCUGAAAAUUCAAUUAAAUUAUUUGAGAAGCUUUCUUGUGCGGAAGAUAGUUAUGCUGCAGGUAAAGCUGGGAGAACUGAUGCAAAGCAAGUGGUAGGAUACAAGAAAAAAGUUGAUAUUUUUAGAGAGAGCACAGAACUGGACUCAAGUAGGGUAUUGAAAGUGAAGGGGAAAGCUCCAGUGUCGGAUAUUUUUCCAAUCUUGACUGGAGAGAAGUUUCGUAGCUCAUUUCCUGCGAUAGAUGGUGUAAUGAAAAGAAAGCUUGUUGCUUUAAUGACGGAGGUAUCAUCCACAUUAGCACUUGAAGAUGUUGUAAAAAAGCACUCAACGCCAUCAACCCAUUCAUACUCUGCGAGGCACAUUGACAAGAGCAUUACUCUGGGAAAGGUGGAGGGUUCUGUCGUGGCUAUUCGAACAGCUUUACAAAAGCUAAAAGAUGGUGUCAGCAUUGAAGAUGCCAAAGCUGUAUGCGAACCUGAUGUAGUAAGUCAGAUAAUUAAGUGGAGGAAUCACCUAGGAGUUUAUCUCGCACCAUUUCUCCAUGGUAUGCGCUACACGUCUUUUGGACGCCAUUUCACAAAAGUGGAGAAACUUAAGGAGAUUGUGGAUAUGCUUCAGUGCUACGUAGAAUGCGGUGACAUGAUAGUUGACUUCUGCUGUGGUGCCAAUGACUUUAGUAUACUAAUGAAAGACAAGCUGGAUGCUGUUGGGAAGAAAUGUUCAUUUAAAAAUUAUGAUAUCAUGACACCAAGGAAUGAUUUCAAUUUUGAGAAGAGGGAUUGGUUUACAGUGCAGCCAAAUGAGUUACCUGCUGGAUCUAAAUUGAUCAUGGGGCUCAAUCCUCCCUUUGGGGUCAAAGCAUCACGUGCCAACCAGUUCAUUGACAAAGCCCUGGCAUUCAGACCGAAGCUCCUUAUUCUGAUUGUUCCCCAGGAGACGGAAAGAGUAGAUGAAAGAGAUCCAAGAUAUGAUCUAAUCUGGGAGGACUCUGAAAAACUCUCUGGCAAGUCCUUCUACCUACCUGGUUCUGUUGAUGUUGAUGAACAGCAGAUUGAACAGUGGAAUUUGAGGCCACCUCCCCUCUACCUAUGGAGCCGCAGUGACUUGACAGAGAGGCACAGGGAGAUAGCUAUAAGGCAUGGCCACAUGCUCAAGGAACAUGCCGGGUCUAAUGAUGAAGAAAGCCAAACAGAUAGACCAGUAGAUGCUCCUCCAGCAGAGCAAAAUAAAGAGAGAGAUUCUGCUCUGAAAGAGAAAGAGCACAAGGUUACGAACGAUUGCGACAGAUCGGUAAACCCUGUGGAUAGGUCCCAAAAAAGGGUAUCAAACUGGAAUGAGGAGGUAUUGGAGGGAAUAGAGAAAGAUGAACUGUCAGAUAUGAGCAUUUCAUCUCCUGAUAAGAACGAUUUCCAAUUCCCAUUUGAAAACCAAAUCCCAUCGACUCCUUUUGGCUUGUCCGACUUUGCACUUUGUCCAGAACCCCGAUCAUUCGACCAGCGUUCUUAUGGUUGGCUUGAUGACUAAUGUUAUAUUUGGAUUGUUUUCCUGGUCAUCUUAACAAAUAUUCUAUGGCCGCUUUUGAAUAUGUUGCUUUCAUUUACAUUUGAAUUUACAAUUGCCUAUGUAGUUUUGAUGAGGUUUUGACAUGCCAAAACUCCAUGGUGAAGGUUGUGCUGUAGUAUGAUGGGCAUGAAUUGCAACGAUCUAUGGUUUUGGAGUUUGUUACACACUGCACAAAUACUUAUAAAAUAAUAAGGAACUUUUUUU